AUGAAAUAGUGUUAUGCAGUAGUAUGUGGCUGUUGCCCCACCAAAUCUCUUUCAUGUUAUAAUAUGGGAAAGAAUUGAGAAUUAAAUUUUGUGGGUGUCCCUGAAACCAAGUGUAACCGCACAAAAAAAGAAGAGGGAAAUGCUAUCGAGCUCACUCGCAAAAUCCAUAGGAACAAGUAGAAGAAGAGAUGAAGUAUACGUAGCAGCUGUGCCUUUAAGAGCCGCAAAAGGGCCAGCCCAGUUGGUGAUGUCCACUGCUUACUCUCUCAGUUUGUGGGAUUUUCAGCAUUUCAUGGUCAUCAUCAACCCCUCCUCCUCCUCCUCGAGAGCUUUAGUUUAUGAUUUCCAACCUGAAGAUCCUGAAAGCAUAGCUGUAGCUGUUGCAGCUCUAUCUGGCAGAAAUGUACCAGGAGUUGUUCUUACUAGGACACUGAAGAAGCUGCCAAAAAGGAAGUGCUGGUUUGUUGGCUAUUCAGAGAGUGAUGCAAUAGAUGCGGCAAACAGAUUCAACCAAGGAUGGGAUACUGACUUGAGGAUUAACCAUCAUGACUGUCGAAACUAUGCAAAUGGACUUGUGGAAUACCUCACUGGAAUGAAAGCAGUGCUGGAGCACCUACGGAGCAGCAGCACAAGAGAUGAGAUGGCAUUACCCAGAAAGGACUAAAGCAUAAUACUACUUCUUGUCAAAAAUGUAUAAAUUAAAUAAACCGCUUGACACUUUAUCUGUCAAUAGAAGUUCUGCAAAUAUAUGCUCACAGGCGUUACUUACUGUAAUGUGUAAAUCACUUGUAUUCUUGAAUAAACUCUAGUCCUCAUAGUAACUUGAUAGUAA
Lycium barbarum (goji berry) is the source of this 832-nucleotide messenger RNA. RefSeq lists its product as uncharacterized. NCBI's taxonomy places the organism in Eukaryota, Viridiplantae, Streptophyta, Magnoliopsida, Solanales, Solanaceae. The record is from RefSeq and is a predicted model, not a curated record. The transcript has 4 exons. The coding region runs from base 140 to 664 and encodes 174 amino acids.